CCCGGGCUGCCGGGAUGGAACUAUCCCGAAACCAACGGACCCCGACGACGAGGAAACGGAUCUAUGAGUGAGCAGCUGGGGCGCGAGUACGAGAUCGGCGAGGAGAUCGGGCGCGGCCGCUUCGGCGUGGUCCGCCGCUGCGCCUCCCGCGCCACGGGAGAGCCCUUCGCCGUCAAGUCCGUCGACCGCUCCGCGCUCGCCGACGACCUCGACCGCGCGCUGGCGGGGCUGGAGCCCAAGCUGGCGCGGCUGGCGGCCGCCGGGGGCGCCAACCCGGGCGUCGUGCAGGUGCGCGCCGUGUUUGAGGACGAGGCCUGGACGCACACCGUCAUGGACCUCUGCGCGGGGCCCGACCUGCUGGACUGGGUCCGCCUCCGGCGCGGCGCGCCCGUGCCGGAGCCCGCCGCGGCCCGCGUCGUGGCGCAGCUCGCCGAGGCGCUCGCGGGGUGCCACCGCGCCGGGGUGGUCCACCGCGACGUCAAGCCCGACAACGUCCUCCUCGACCUGGACGAGGACGGCCCCGCCGGCGAGGGUGCGGCGCCGCGGGUGCGGCUCGCGGACUUCGGCUCCGCCGCGUGGCUCGGCGCCGGCGGGCGGGGCGCCGCCGAGGGGCUCGUGGGCACCCCUCACUACGUGGCGCCCGAGGUGGUGGCGGGCGGCGAGUACGGCGAGAAGGUGGACGUGUGGAGCGCCGGGGUGGUGGCGUACGCGCUGCUGUCCGGCGGCGCGCUGCCGUUCGGCGGCGAGACCCCCGCGGAGGUGUUCGCGGCCGUGCUGAGGGGCGGCCUCCGGUUUCCGCCCGCGCUGUUCGCCGGGGUGUCGCCGGCGGCCAAGGACCUGAUGCGGCGCAUGAUGUGCCGCGACGUCUCCAGAAGGCUCUCCGCCGAGCAGGUCCUCCGGCACCCGUGGAUCCAGAGCGGAGGGGGCGCCCAGGAGGCGGUGCAGCCGACCUGAAUCCACGCCGAUGCCGAGACGAAACGGCGGCGAGUGUUCGCCGGUGGCAGACGAGUUUUUGUCCAUAUCGAUCGACAUCUCUGUAUAUCCAGGUACGCGACCGCGGCGAGGAGCGGUGCGGCGGAGAAGAGCGUCCUCGCUGCGAUCCCCCGGGAGUGGGGGAAGUGACGGCGGUGGCUUUCACCUGGGCCGUGUUUUUCUCUUUUUCUUUUGGGCCUUUUUUUUUCGGCCGCCCUCUUUGCUUUGUUUGGGAAAGAGAGAGAGAGGGCACCAAGCAGUUUUAAUAAAUUUGUUGUGAUGUGAUGCGAUGAUGUAUGUAGUUACGGAUGCCUAACCGCUCAUGUACAAAUGAAUAACAAGGGCUUGCUGCUGCUAGUAGAUUUGUCUAUAACUUUAUCCAUGCCGGCUUUGAAAUGAAAAUUUUGAGGGGGUUCGGAUGAUGCA
Messenger RNA from Panicum virgatum (switchgrass), 1398 nucleotides. Its product is annotated as phosphoenolpyruvate carboxylase kinase 1-like. The record is from RefSeq and is a predicted model, not a curated record. The transcript has 2 exons. The coding region runs from base 64 to 954 and encodes 296 amino acids. Gene Ontology annotation, biological process: peptidyl-serine phosphorylation; intracellular signal transduction; protein autophosphorylation. Gene Ontology annotation, molecular function: calcium-dependent protein serine/threonine kinase activity; calmodulin binding; ATP binding. Lineage: Eukaryota; Viridiplantae; Streptophyta; Magnoliopsida; Poales; Poaceae. Gene Ontology annotation, cellular component: nucleus; cytoplasm.